GCACACGCCUUGUUUGCUUUCACAUUUCUGACGCCAUGGGUCGGAAUGGUUACGUUGGGUAUCGGCUAUUCAUUACUUGCCUGCACUAUAUGGGCAAUGAUAUCAUUUGUAGUGCCGGAGCGAACUCUGGGCACAGCGUAUGGCCUCACGCAAGCCAUACAGAAUUUAGGCUUAGGUGUCGUUCCCAUGGCUAUGGCUGUCAUUGUCGACAGUAAAGGAUAUUUAGUGUUGGAAAUAUUGUUUUUAGCAUUAUUAUCGGACAAUGAGAGUGUUGUUAGAAAUGAAGACACUGUUAAUGAAGCAGAUGUUGAGAAAGAGGAGGACUAUUCAGAUGUGGGAUACUGUCAUCCGGCACAUCAGUGUCACAGAUAUUUCUUCAUGGUAUUCAUGUGUACUUUAGGAAUUGGUAACUAUUUUUCUUUCGAUUCUCCCGGGGCUUUGCAAACACAGACUAUGGAUGAUAUGAAUAUAAGCGCCACUGAAUUCGGCUUAUUGUAUUCGCUGUACAGUUGGCCAAAUGUAGUGCUCAAUCUUUUGGGUGGGUUUCUGGUGGACCGCCUCCUGGGUAUCAAAUUGGGUGCCAUAAUAUUUGCGUGCUUUACAUUCACGGGUCAAUUCCUGGUGGGUUUGGGGGCGUAUCUCAACCUGUUUUGGCUCAUGUGUUUGGGACGGUUUGUGUUCGCUAUCGGCGGCGAUAAUCUGGAUAUUACUGCAAACAUGCGGGCCGUCAAGUGGUUUAAAGGCAAAGACCUGAGUCUAGUGUUUGGCCUACAGUUGAGUAUAUCCCGGGCCGCCGCUACCAUCAAUCUAAACGUUAUGAAACCCAUAUACGAUUGGGUCGGCGGCUCGUACUCCGGUCACCAACAGUUGGGUAUAACUUUGAUUAUUGCAUCGGUUGUGGCCGCGUAUGAUCUCGUGAUUGGUAUAGUACUGGCAUUUCGGGACACUUGGCCUGAAAAGAAGCUGAAGGCUGAGGACGUGAAGAGCGAUAAGAUUAACAUUAAAGAUAUAAAAGAGUUUAAACUCGACUAUUGGCUCAUAACUAUUGUUAUAACGCUAUUCUAUAUGACUAUUAUUCCUUUCGUUUCAUACGGAAUUCCAUUCUUUGCGCGUAAAUACAAAUUUAAUGCAACGAAUUCACAAGCGGUGGACAGUAUAGUAUACAUGAUGUCAAUCGGGGCCUCACCUAUACUGGGAAUAUCGAUGGGACGGGUGGGCCGUAACGUAACAUUUGUUUUGUUGGCGGUUUUCAUAUCACUGGCCGCACACGCCUUGUUUGCGUUCACAUUUCUGACCCCAUGGGUCGGAAUGGUUACGUUAGGUAUCGGCUAUUCAUUACUUGCCUGCACUAUAUGGGCAAUGAUAUCAUUUGUAGUGCCGGAGCGAACACUGGGCACAGCAUAUGGACUCACGCAAGCCAUACAGAAUUUAGGCUUAGGUGUCGUUCCCAUGGCUAUGGCUGUCAUUGUCGACAGUAAAGGAUAUUUAGUAUUGGAAAUAUUGUUUUUAGCAUUAUUAUCGGGUAUGACCAUGAUCAAUUUUAUGCAUAAUUACAUUAACGUAUAA
Molecule: messenger RNA, 1566 nt
Organism: Medioppia subpectinata
Lineage: Eukaryota; Metazoa; Arthropoda; Arachnida; Sarcoptiformes; Oppiidae
Source: the annotation of a GenBank genome assembly